Molecule: messenger RNA, 486 nt
Organism: Zingiber officinale
Lineage: Eukaryota; Viridiplantae; Streptophyta; Magnoliopsida; Zingiberales; Zingiberaceae
Product: probable calcium-binding protein CML29
Exons: 1
Coding region: 1-486 (161 amino acids)
Molecular function (GO): calcium ion binding
Source: RefSeq, a predicted model, not a curated record
AUGUCUCCUCCUCCUCCGGCGGCGCCAUCAAAUCUGGCUGGCGACAUCGAGACGUUGGGCUACGUGAACAGCAUGGUGGAGGCCUUCCGGGCCUUCGACGCCGACGACGACGGCUUGAUUAACCGCGACGAGCUGAAAGGCAUCAUGGCGUCGUUGGGCAACAGCGCCAGCGCGUCUGAGGUGGCGGAGAUGAUGAAGCAGGGGGACGCGGACGGCGAUGGGUUCCUGAGCUUGGAGGAAUUCUUGGAACUGAACACCGCGGAGCUGGAGCUGGGGGACCUGGCGGGGCUGCUGCAGACGGCUGCGGCUGCGUGGGACGAUGAUGACGACGAGGGAGAGGUGACGGCGGCGGAGCUGUACCAGCUGCUGCUGGGCGGAGCCACCAUGCAGGACUGCGUGGACAUCAUAUCCAGCUUGGACGUCGAUGGGGAUGGAGCGGCCGACGUUGAGGAUAUCAAGAUCAUAGCGCAAGCCUUCCUCGACUAA